AUGCAGUCUUUCUUCCGGUCCUUAUCGUCGUUCUUCUCAAGCGGGAGGCAGGGCCCACUCGCGGGGUCCUCCAAACAACCUCAGUUCUCCUCUAAUGACGCUUUCUCUUUGCCCACACAUUCACCCAGCACUGACCAACUUUCGAUGCCGCGAUCCGCUGGUUUUACAUAUCCACCUCACACUCCCGCUUCAGCUGCGGACGAUGUGACCCCUUUCUCGUCCACCGACCGUGUCAAUCGUGUGCAAGGCGCCUCAACACUACUCCCCACCCAUCACUCUUCCUCCUCGUCGAAAUCUUAUUAUCCACCUCUGGAUAAGACUUGGGCCCGCAUACGCGCCUGGUUAUUGAAUGAAUACACAGAACUCGGUGAUACACUAAAUUAUGGCAUUCUUCCCGAGUCCCUGGCAGAGAUUGAAACCAAAUUGGGCUUUCAGUUGCCCAAGGCAGUCCGGGAUUCCUACCUUAUUGUUGACGGACAAGAAGCCGAGUCAAGUGCCGGGUGUUCGGAAGGUCUAUUUUUUGGUCUUCACUUCUUGCCUUUAGAAGAGGUUCUUGCCGAAUGGCGCUUUUGGCGUGAGGUUGACGAUGACCCUGCCACCGGGGCGAAUUCACAAAUCCGAGCCGCAAUGCAAACAAUACCUGUCGAUUGGAUUCGUAAAGAGUAUUCAAGCCGAGGAUGGAUACCUUUGAUUUCCGACAAAGUUGGCAACUAUAUUGGUAUCGAUAUCAACCCCGGUCCUAAAGGUUCCGCUGGCCAAGUCAUCGUCUUCGGCCGGGACUUUGAUACUAAAAUUGUGCUUUGGAACGGGAACGGCCAGCACGGGUGGGCGAGAUGGCUAGCCAGCUUCGCGGAAGAGUUAGAAGGGGGAGAAGGGUUUGAAGUACGUGGACCAGAUGGAGAUAACAGUGACGAUGGGAGCGAGGAUAGCAUAGGCUAUGAAGGAUAUUUUAACGGAGGCGUAUCCGGGGGGAAGGGCGAUACGGGUGGCCCUGGGGGACUAAGAUUUACAGGGGAGUACAAAGGUUGGAACGCGAUAGAAGUUUGGGCGGAUCGGAGUUACAAGGCCUGGUAUGAGGCUGGUCUGGUUCCAGAGGGGCCAGACGAUGAGGGAACAACAGAAGUGCCUUCCAGCAGCGCAGCACCAAACCAGAACGAGAGCGUCCGGGUAGAGACCUCAGAUCUCACCGAUGUCUCUGACCCCACGGCCGACGAAACAACACCAAUAGCUGCAGUAAUUUCUCCCGCAAGGAUACGGCUACCAAUAUCGCCUUCGAAGGCUGGCCCCACUACUUCCGACCCAACGGCUGCAGACCUCUUGUCAUUGACAUCACCCUCACCACUCGAUACCGAGUUUGAGAGGCAAGAUGCAUCCAUCUCCGACCCGGGGCCUAUUCAGUCGCCAAAACAUUCAAGCGAGCAAGAUACCCAUGCAUUGAAUCCGAUCGUUGAUCAAUCCUCCGAACCCUCCGUCAAAUCUGCAGGGAAUUUUGGCGAUGCUGCUGAAGUGACCGGUGUAGAUGAAUUUGGUGCUUUGGAGGGAAAGAACUCUUGA
Molecule: messenger RNA, 1554 nt
Organism: Cantharellus anzutake
Lineage: Eukaryota; Fungi; Basidiomycota; Agaricomycetes; Cantharellales; Hydnaceae
Exons: 2
Coding region: 1-1554 (517 amino acids)
Biological process (GO): regulation of fungal-type cell wall biogenesis
Cellular component (GO): mating projection tip
Source: RefSeq, a predicted model, not a curated record